Molecule: messenger RNA, 1028 nt
Organism: Drosophila subpulchrella
Lineage: Eukaryota; Metazoa; Arthropoda; Insecta; Diptera; Drosophilidae
Gene: Hacd1
Product: very-long-chain (3R)-3-hydroxyacyl-CoA dehydratase hpo-8
Exons: 1
Coding region: 113-844 (243 amino acids)
Biological process (GO): fatty acid elongation; sphingolipid biosynthetic process; very long-chain fatty acid biosynthetic process
Cellular component (GO): endoplasmic reticulum membrane
Molecular function (GO): 3-hydroxyacyl-CoA dehydratase activity
Source: RefSeq, a predicted model, not a curated record
AAUCAAUCAGGUGAAAGCGACUUCGGAAUUAUCGCGCGACAGAGCGAUAAGUUUAACGACUGAUUAGUUAACCAGAGGCGACCGUCGAGGUGAAAGUUCACGCAGCUCCAAAAUGUCAGCAAAGGCAGUCAAGUCCAGCAAACCCGCGUCCAAGGAGCCGUCGGCGGUCACCAAGCUCUACCUGUUCGCCUACAACGCCGGGCAGGUGGUCGGAUGGAGUUACAUCCUUUGGCAGCUGGUUAACUACUACUUGCUGCAGGGACCCGAGUUCCGGGCAAAGGUCACGCUGUGGGAGUACACGCGGCUGGCCGUGAUCAUCUUCCAGAAUGCCGCCUUCGUCGAGAUCCUCAAUGCGUCCUUUGGUCUGGUCAAGUCCAAUCCGGUGGUCACCGGCUUCCAGGUGUUCAGCCGCAUGAUGGUGGUGGUUGGUGUAGUGAUGGCCACGCCGACAGGGAAAGUGUCGCCCGGUCUGCCCAUCGCCCUGCUGGCCUGGGCCAUCACAGAGAUCAUCCGAUAUGGAUACUACGCCCUGAACAUCGUCAAGGUGGUGCCCCAUUUCGUGGUGUUCCUGCGGUACACCACCUUCAUUGCCCUGUAUCCCAUUGGCGUGACCGGGGAGCUGCUCUGCUUCUGGUGGGCCCAGAGCUACGCCCGUGAAAACAGCGUGUGGAGCGUGGUUAUGCCCAACCAGUGGAACGCCACCUUCUCCUACUUCGGGUUCCUGUGGAUCGUCAUGCUGGGCUACAUCCCCAUCUUCCCUCAGCUGUACCUGCACAUGUUCGCCCAGCGUCGCAAGAUCCUCGGCGGCGGUGCAAGCGGAGCACCCAAAAAGAAGGCCAACUGAACCUUGACCAGCGGCGAAUGCAAAUUAUUGCAUCAUUUGCAUAUCUUUGGCCGUCGCACUUUGGAGCCGUUUUUGCUUUUUGGGGUCUCUCUUGCCUCACCUCUUACACAAGCACAUUCGUUCGGACAAAGCUUAGUUUUAAGUGGUUUUGUGUACAAAUAAACCUAGAUACUCUUCCAACUAA